GGAAGGAACUGCAGCUGCGGCCGCGGCUCUGUGCAUCCCGCCCUCCCGGUGCUAGGCUCUGCGGCGCCGGGUGGGUGGGCUUCCGAGUUUAGCAGAGCAACUUCCGGGAGGCGGAGCCUCAUUCCCGUUUCCUCUCUCCAGACCCGAGUUGGUCCCGGCAUCCCGGUUCCCCGCAGCUCGGCCGCUGCAGCAACAUGGGCGGCGCACGGGACGCGGGCUGGGUGGCGGCGGGGCUGGUGCUGGGCGCCGGCGCCUGCUACUGCAUCUACUGGCUGACUCGGGGCCCGCGGCGAGGACGCCGCCGCCUGCGCCCCUCGCGGUCCGCAGAAGACUUAACCGACAGUUCCUAUGAUGAGGUCCUAAAUGCUGAACAACUUGAGAAACUCCUAUACCUGCUGGAGUCAACCGAUGAUCCUAUCAUUGUUGAGAAAGCCUUGGUCACCCUGGGCAAUAAUGCAGCCUUCUCAACCAAUCAAGCCAUUAUUCGUGAGUUGGGUGGUAUCCCAAUCGUUGCAAACAAAAUCAACUCUCCGAACCAGAGUAUCAAGGAGAAAGCAUUAAAUGCACUAAAUAACCUGAGUGUGAAUGUUGAGAAUCAAGUCAAGAUAAAGGUGUAUGUCCAGCGAGUCUGCGAGGAUGUCUUUGCGGAUCCUCUGAACUCUGCUGUGCAGCUGGCCGGCCUGAGGCUGCUCACGAACAUGACUGUCACCAACGACUAUCAGCAUCUGCUCAGCAGCUACAUCACCGGCCUGCUCCACCUGCUGCUUACGGGGAACGGAAGCACCAAGGUCCAGGUGUUGAAGCUGCUUUUGAAUUUGUCUGAGAACCCAGCUAUGACAGAGGGGCUGCUGAGUGCCCAGGUGGAUGCUUCCUUUCUUUCCCUGUAUGAUGGCCGAAUAACAAGUGAGAUUCUUCUCCGGGCUCUCACACUGUUUCAGAACCUAAACAACUGCCUCAGGGUGGAAGGCUGCUCGGCUGCUCAGCCACCCUUCGCCAAAGGGUCAUUGUUUUCCCUGCUGUAUGGAGAAGACUGUGCCCAGAAGAUGAGGGCCUUAGCUCAUCACCACGAUGCGGAUGUGAAAGAGAAGGCUUUGGCAAUACUGCCGAAAUUCUGACUGGUUGCUCCUACUGUUUCUUUCUCUCCCUGUCUGUCUCUCUCUGUGUGUGUUUUGUUUUUCAAGACAGGGUUUCUCUGUGUAACAGCCCUGACUGUCCUGGAACUCCCUGAACUCCCUCUGUAGACCAGGCUGGCCUCGAACUCAAAGAGAUCCACCUGCCUCUGCCUCCCUGAGGGCUGGGAUGUUAAAGGUGUGCGCCACCACCGCCCAGCUGCUCCUACUUUUUCUAUGAGUAGUGCAGUCUUAAGUCAGCACGCAGAGAUUUAUUUUCUACCUUUAAAAGGAUGGUUGCAGCUGAUGGGGUUAAACAAUAGAAGUCGCCUUUUGUUUAUAACACAGUUCAGGGUGAACAGCUGUAAUCCAACAUGACUUUCAGAUUUGAAAUUGUUGGGUUUUUUUUUUUUUUUUUUUUUGGAGACAGGCUUUCUCUGUGUAGCCGUGACUCUCUUGGAUCUCAUAGACCAGGCUGGCCUCGAAUCCACAGAGAUCUCCUGCCUCUGCUUCCCGAGUGCUGGGACUAAAGGCGUGCACAACUACAACCUGGCAAAAUUUUGGAUUUUGGGGUAGUUUGGGGAUUGGGUAGGAUCUACAGGUGACAUCUACAAAUACUUAAGUUGGGAACAGUCAGGAUGAGAGUCACUUCUGGGGCAGAGGUUUAGUUGGGUUCAUGGAUUAAUUUGCUCUUCAGGUUUAUUUUGGGUAAUUUUACUGUUAUCAAGUGAAUAUGAGAUUGAACUAGAGAUAUUUACUGGGAUAUUUGAUGGCUCCUCCACAUCAAAUCAGUGACCUUUCUGUGUACAGUCCUGGCUCCUGGGAGUGAUUGGCAGUUGCUCGCGAGGCAGCCUGAGGACCAGAACUGCCACAGCGGGCUCUGUGCCUCAGUGAUCCCCAGGCUCCUCCACCUGCCCCCUCCACCAUACCGCUCGCAGGCCCUCAUCAUCAGAGCUUCCCCUCCCUUCGGGUCAAACUGUAUUUCCUUCUCCAGGGAGCAGGUUCUUAGCACUCACCCCAGUAAGGAUGUGUCAGCUGCUGGAGAGCAAUCCAGGUUUCCACCUCCAGGCAGCUGGCUCAACCAAGAUGGGCCUGGGAGAGUCUGACUGGAGUCAAUAGAAAUACACCCUGAAAUGAUGUUUUUAAAAGCUGUUGUAAAACAAUGUACUGUGGUCCUGUGUUUUUUAACAAUGAGAAAUGCAUUUAUACAUAGAACAUUUCUAGAAUGAUGCGUAAAACUUGGGACUGGGCGGUGGGCACAUUGGAUUUUUCUGUGUGUGCCCAUUUCUAUUGUUUGAAUUUUUUACUGAGCCUAAAUUAUAUAAUUUUUAAUAAAAAGAAAA
Molecule: messenger RNA, 2452 nt
Organism: Chionomys nivalis (European snow vole)
Lineage: Eukaryota; Metazoa; Chordata; Mammalia; Rodentia; Cricetidae
Gene: Armc10
Product: armadillo repeat containing 10
Exons: 6
Coding region: 195-1115 (306 amino acids)
Biological process (GO): negative regulation of intrinsic apoptotic signaling pathway by p53 class mediator; glutathione metabolic process
Cellular component (GO): mitochondrion; cytosol
Molecular function (GO): glutathione transferase activity; protein binding
Source: RefSeq, a predicted model, not a curated record